Symbiodinium sp. CCMP2456 is the source of this 3540-nucleotide messenger RNA. The record is from the annotation of a GenBank genome assembly. NCBI's taxonomy places the organism in Eukaryota, Dinophyceae, Suessiales, Symbiodiniaceae.
AUGGGGCAGAGCCGCUUGUUGUCUUUGGCAUUAGUUUCGAUUUUCCUGCUUCGCGCCACUGAACGAACGUUUCUGGGUGUACGACAGCAGCCUCUUCACUACCUCGCACGGCGGGCAAGGUCCUGCAGUGCGCCUGACACACCAGCCAUGUCCUCGGUGAGUUUCUCGCAUGUCCACAUCUACUGCGAUGCUCUGAAGGACUUAGCCGAGUACAAGAAGCUCGAAGCGAAGCUGAAUGAGUUUGGCCGGCAGCCCUUGGAGAACGUGGCAGCAGGCCGGGACGCGUGGUUGGCCCUUGCCUCCAGCCAUGGCAAUCCCGUGACGGGAGAGCGAGAUCCCCAGAAAUGGACAGGUCACAAGCAAGACGUGGUAGAGCAGAUGCUUGUUGGCUUGGGCUGGCGUGUCACCGGUUUCGGCCAGACAGCAUCCACCCGCUCGGUGGCCGUCACCAGCAGCGACAAUGAGGGUGUGAAGUUCGUGAUCACGGCCCACAAGGACAAAAGCAUGGCUGAUUUCGCUUCUGCAGAUGGCCACCCUGCAGCCAAGAGGCAGAAGUCGGAGAAGGAGGCAUUUGACCACCUCGGGGAAAGCCACCUAGAACGCUUCUCGCAGCAUCAGGCUGGCCGACAGGGCGUGGCUGUGCUAGGCUUCCAAGUGAACUCCGGCGAGCUGGACGGCAUCGUGGCCAAGUAUGCGGAAAAGCACCCCAAACUCCUCCCACCUGGUAUGCCCAAGGAGUAUCCCGGCGUGCGCAUCCUCGAGGUCUACGCCUAUUACCAGGGCGAGAAAGGCACGACGGAGGUGGACUGCGGCACAAUGCUUCGGUUCGUAGAGUGCUCCGACCAGAACGCGGAUCAUUCGGUGCUUCCAGGCAUCGAGAAGGUACCUGCCACCUUCGAUCCGAGCAGCUUGCCGGCAUACUGUGAUCAUUGGGUCAGCAACGUCGUGAGCCGUCGCGGCUUCCUCGACACCUUAGAGGACACCUUGGGCUUCAGCCCCAAAGUGGACUUCAACGCCGGAGUCGUCGCGGCAGGGGAGGCCCAGAUUGAGUCCACCGUCACCGGCAACGAACCAGGCACCUUUAUUGCCAACGAGCAAAUUGCGCUCAAGGAUCAGAGUCAGGUCUAUCUCCCGAUCAACAACGCGUUGUCCGAAGUGGGCCAUGUCCAUCUCUAUCUCCAGGAAAUCGGUCAGGGCGUGCAGCACAUCGCCUCGCGUGUGGCGGAUCUUCCGGCGUUGGUACAGCGGGCGAACGAUUGGCGCCGGAUGACGGGUGCAGGGGUAUCUUUCUUGUCCAUCCCAAGAUCCUACUACGGCAGCUUGACCCCGAAGUACUUACACAAGGUGGCCGGCCUGGACGAUGUCAUGGCGCAGAAGGUCGCGGCCUCUCUCAAGGCGGCGAGCGUGGUGGACGCCAGCGACAUCGUCGACUUGGAUGUUAGCAAGGAGAAGAUCCUAGCGGCCUUGCCAGAGGGCUGCGAUGAGGACCUGGUGACCCACAUCCUGCGGGCCCGCUACGGCAACCUCUAUGCGUUGCUUCGGGACAACAUCGGUGAGGAGACCUAUCUUCGCAUCGUUCGGAACAACGUCUUGGUGGAUGUUCAGGGGGAAGACCUCUUGAUGCAGAUCUUCACCUCAAGCAUUCUCCAGAGGGCCCCCGGGGAGGAGGCACCCUUCCUGGAGUUCAUCCAGCGCGUCUGCUCCGAUCGCAAGGAUCCCGUCUCUGGGGAGCCACGACCCAUCAAAGCAGGCUGCGGUGGCUUUGGCAUCCGAAACUUCCUCACCCUCUUCCUUUCCAUCGAAGUUUCGAAGGCCACCAAAGCCCGGGGCGAGGCAGAAGCUGUCGGGAACUUGGGCCUGGCAACUUACUAUGGCAGUAUGGUCGAUGCCUUCACCUCGCAGCUGGAUGAGUCGAACCCAGUGUUGACGGCCAUCUCAGACGCUAUGACCGCCGAGGGCGAAGCCCUGGAAGCCGGAAACGGCCCCGAAGCAGCCAAGUGGGCAGAGGAGAAGGAGAGAGGACAGCAGAAGCUGCAGGAGAUCAGCAAAAAGUACAAGGACAGCAUGCAGAGCGUGCCCAGCUCUUGUGACAGCCGUUUGGGCUGGUUCCUAGAUGCCAGAUCAGUUGAAGAGAAGGCUCCUAGCAAAUGUAAUGCUGAUGCAAGCAUCUGCAAGAAGCACAGCUCCAUAGCCGACCUUAGCCGAUCACUGUCCUGUACAGCCGUGAAAGAGGUGGAACAACGAGUUGUGUUUGGUGUUCACGGUUGGAGCGCUUUGAGUGUGCUCGCGACCACCGCGACCAUGAGCGCCUCGCCUUCACUCAACGUGGAUGCCCGGGACCUGCGCCUCCGGGGAAACAGCCCGAUGUCCAAGAAGGGCCAGAGCCCCACCGCCGUCCCAGAGGUCUCCACGGGCUGCGGCGGCGACAAGGUGGCGCGAGGCAUCGCCACGGGUUCCCGGUUCGGCCUCAUCUUCCUCCUCGCCUUUUUGGGCUGGCCGGGAGCACUCAUCGAAGAUGACGCGACUCACAGGAAGAUCCUCGCGUCACUUUUUCUGACCGGAAUCACCUUGGUUGCUCUGGAGGACGUCAUUCGUCUCGACAAGGCGGCCAUCAUGCUAGUCUUGGCCUCCGUCAUGUGGACCUACCAUGCCGCACAGAAGCAUCCGACCAAGUCAGAAGAGGGGCACGAGCUGCUUCAUCACGAGCUAUCCAAAGGCUUGACGGACGUCGGAAGUGUGAUUCUCUUCCUUCUCCCUGCCAUGGGCAUUGUUGAGUCCAUCGACCACAUGGAUGGUUUUGCCGCCGUCACUUCUUUCAUCGUCCGAUACACUCAAAAUAACCCCGACCGUUUGAUGCCCAUGAUUUGCACCCUUGCCUUCUUCUUGAGCUCUGUCAUCGACAACCUAACCGCCACCAUUGUGUGCAUCAAGAUCCUGAAGCGCGUGGUACCUCACAAUCAGGACUGGAGGCACUCUUGUGGGGGGGUCGUCGUCGUCGCGGCCAAUGCUGGAGGUGCCUGGAGCCCUAUCGGAGAUGUGACGACGACCAUGCUUUGGAUCCAGCACAAGAUUUCCACCUUCGGGACCGUGGUCUGGCUUUUCUUUCCUUCGCUCGUUGCUGGCUUUGCCCCGCUCUUUGGCAUCUGGUGGCAGGCCAAAAAGUGUCAGAAGGGUUCUCUGCGCGACGACGCCAAGCGCGAAGUGUGCGCAGCCUCCAACAGCAACGGUACUGCGACCUUGCUUGUGGGAAUGCUGUGUAUCCUGAUGGUGCCGGUUGUGAAGAUGGUCACUGGGCUGCCUCCCUAUCUUGGCAUGAUGAUGGCUUUGGGUGUCUUCUGGCUGGUCGCUGAAAUCUGCGAGUUGGGUGCGGUUACGGACGGCGAUGAGGAGGCAGGGACGGCGCACACACUGCGAGGCGUCCCUGCUGCUCUGCACAAGGUGGACCUCAGCAGCCUGCUCUUCUUCACGGGAGUUUUGCUUGGCGUGGCAGCCCUGGAGUCAGCGGAGGUCUUGGAGCGCUACGCCAAGUUCAUGGAAGAG